CAACAGUAUCGCAACAGUUAUUCCUCCGAUGAUUACUGGCUAAGCAUUGUGUAGUGAAACAACUUUUAGACCUUAUAUUUAAGUUAUUUUGUGAUAACAAUUAAAAUAAUGCGUUGAGAGAUGUGUUUAGGCGUUGGUUAGGUAUUCUAGGAGAGAGACACACCGUUUGUAUCAGCGUUUACUUAUUGAACACUACUUAUUAAGUCGAGUUAAUUGUAAUAGUUGUAUCAUUUGUCACACCAUUCCCGAGCCAUUCAUUUGUGAUAUCGGUUAAGACAUGAGUCGUUACACUCAGGUGGGAAACUUCGCGGCCGUCGGCUGGUGUUCGGCCGGAGUCGGACUCUUAGGCCUUAUAUUUAUGAUCGCCGGCGCCGUCAUCACUGGAAUCGCUUACACAGAGAUCACUCCACCCAACUAUGAUGAAAACUAUAACAGAUAUCUGGGCGCAAGUGUUCCCCGUUUAGUGGGACCAUUUUUGUUAUGUUUCGGUGCGAUCCUACUGUUCGGCAGCUGUGCCUUCUUCGGUCUCGCCUUCUAUAACGCCAAUCGAGAGUACGAUACAAACGGAAGUCGCUAUCAAUACACGGCUGCCUCGGCUACCGGUGACAACGGGAAGGCAACCGCGUAGCCAUUCAACUGAUAGCCAUAUAUUUUGUACAGUAUAUCGUCUUAAUCCCGCAGCUCUUUAAUCAUUAUUUAAUUUUUGGUUUUAUUAAUCGUAUUAUUUUGAGAAAUUUAAGUCUGAAAAUUUAGUAUUCAUUUAUUUUUGUAACACACAUGUAUUUUAAGUAUUAUUUUUUAAAGUAAUUUUAUUACCUCAGAGACCAUUAAAUUCUUUGUAUUUUAAAGUUUAUAAAAAUUUGAUUAAAAAGUGUUUUUUAAUCUCCGAUA
Messenger RNA from Oppiella nova, 891 nucleotides. NCBI's taxonomy places the organism in Eukaryota, Metazoa, Arthropoda, Arachnida, Sarcoptiformes, Oppiidae. The record is from the annotation of a GenBank genome assembly.